Messenger RNA from Dreissena polymorpha, 2660 nucleotides. Its product is annotated as von Willebrand factor A domain-containing protein 2-like. Lineage: Eukaryota; Metazoa; Mollusca; Bivalvia; Myida; Dreissenidae. Gene Ontology annotation, biological process: establishment or maintenance of epithelial cell apical/basal polarity; heterophilic cell-cell adhesion. The record is from RefSeq and is a predicted model, not a curated record. Gene Ontology annotation, cellular component: plasma membrane; protein-containing complex. Bases 400 to 2454 code for a protein of 684 amino acids. Gene Ontology annotation, molecular function: calcium ion binding. The transcript is spliced from 15 exons.
GUUUGAUAUUGUAUAACGGACAUUAGCCAUGUUUGUUAAACAGCGUGUAUAUAUAUAUAUAUAUUGGACUAUAUUGCAGAUUAUAAGAUGUGUACAUGGAGACACAUGUCAGUCUACCAACAACCUAGAUAUAGCGUUCGUGGUCGAUGGCUCCAGCGGCGUAACGGCGGACGGAUUUGAGGCAACCAUACAAUUCAUGUCCAGAUUUGUCGACCUCUUCGAGAUAGGACCAUUGAAGACGCAGAUUGGUAUCAUGGUGUUUUCAGAUCAGGUCGAUAUCCCGAUUGACUUGAACACAUUCUCGAGUGCGAAUAAUUUAAAAGACGCUAUAUUCAAGAUUACAAAUCCAUAUGGCUCGACGUCUACAACAGAGGCCCUCGCUGCAUUAGGCGAUGUUAUAUGCUAGCGUCAUCUCGCGGGAAACGGAGCAAUGCAAUUCCAAUUGCAAUCUUAAUAACAGACGGGGUAUCUAAUACUUCGCCAGUUAACGCUGCAACACGUUUAAAAGAAAACGGAGUGGUGAUAUACGUUGCCAUGGUGAACAUGCACGAUCCGACAGGCGAUAUGCAACAGGUGGUUUCCAAGCCGGAGUAUUUAAUGUAUGUGCAGAACUAUAACAGCCUGGAAAACUUGGUUGGACCUCUGUCAGUGUCAACGUGUGAUGUGGCCCAGGGAUGUCUACCGACAACGUGCCGGAAUGGGGGUACGUGUCACCAAGGCCAGACGACCUACAGAUGCGAGUGUCCUUCCAUUUUCACCGGCUGGUACUGUGACAUAUCAAUAUGCACCGGUAUUAAUAGUCCGUGUGGGAAUAGGGGCUCGUGCAGUAUCGAUGGUGACAGAUGGAAAUGCUCAUGCUAUCCCGGAUACACUGGGGAAACCUGUGCUACGAACGUCGACGAAUGUGCGAGUUCUCCGUGCAUAAAUGGCACGUGCUUUGACUGGUUGAACAGCUAUACGUGUCGCUGCCAACCCGGCUAUACUGGUAUUCAUUGUGAAACAGGUAAUCACAUUGAAUAUAUUGACGAGUGUAAUUCCAAUCCGUGCGUUUACGGCACGUGUCACGACCAUGUGAAUGCCUUCUCCUGCAAAUGCGAUGCAGGGUAUAUCGGUAUUCGGUGUGAAAUAGAGAUCAACGAGUGCGAGAGUUCUCCGUGCCAGAACGGCGGGACCUGCAUAGACAAAGUUAACAUGUUUGAAUGCGUGUGUUCCGAUGGAUACUAUAACACGCAGUGUGAAACAAAUAUCUGUCAGCCCAUCAUGACGGACGUGAUAUUCCUCCUUGACUCCUCUGUCAGCCAGUCACCUGACCAGUUUACCAGACAGCUGGAUUUCGUUAUCCAGUUCAUAGAUCACGUGGUAGUGGGAGCGGAGAACUUUCAGUUCGCAGUCGUCACGUUUUCCUUCGAGGCAAAAGUCGAGAUUGAAUUGGCUGAGUUUAAUGACAACGUCAGCUUCAAGGAGGCCGUGAGAAACAUUCCAUUCCGUCCCGGUGGAACAUUUACACACAAGGGUUUGCAGACGGUGUCGGAACUUGUCGCCAAAUCUCCCUCCGCAAGGCCAUUUUACAAUUCUGCCAAACGCUAUGUGGUUCUCCUAACGGACGGAAUGUCGGCAAACAGAGUAGAAACGAGAAAGGCUGCAGACAGCCUGAAACGACAGAUCCAUAAACUGAUAGCCAUUGGAGUUGGUCACGAGGUCUCCCAUCGCGAGCUGCUUGAUAUCGCGUCUCUAGGGGACGAGAGAACGCCCCAGUACGUGUUCGCCGUCAGUAACUUCAAUGCCCUCUUUACCAUCGUGGCGCAGCUCGUACUUCUCACUUGUCAAGAAUGCACCUGGAACACGACUGCAGAUGUUGUGUUUCUCAUGGACAUGUCGACGGAGAUGUCACAGGUGGAAGUGGACCUCGGAGUCGACUCGAUGACCUAUUUGCUGAACGGACUUCUGGACAAAAAACACAACACGACCGUACGGGCCGCUCUUGUUACAUACGGAAAUGAGUUCCGUGUUCACCACACGUUGAAAGAACCCAUGGAGUUGCUACGAGAUUACAUACAGAAGCUGACUGCGCCGAGAUAUUGUGAUGCUAGUAGUGACGACGAUUGUAGCGUUAUAAAAAGUUUUUCACAAGCUUUAGGUCAAUUGAAUAGAAGCAUGUUUAAAAACAAUGAAAAUAAUACCCGAGAGAUCAUAGUGAUUAUCACUAAUGGUAGGCACGACAUUGAUACUUCAGUCCGGGCACUGGCCAACGACUUAGUCAAGACAGGGAAGAUCUUACUCGCGAUUGGACUCGGGGGUAAUUGGAAGGUCGAUUCCUUCAAGGAGAUGGUGAGAGACCCAGCUCACAUUUACACUUUGGAAUCGAAGGAAUCCGUGAACGUGCUGGACUCUGUUAUGACGGAGAUUGUCUACAGCUCGUGUGCGCUUUCAAACGAUUUUAAUAAUAAACCAUAACAUUGUUACGUACGCUUGAAAUUCGAUGACAAUUGAGCAGUUAAAGUAACAAUGUGGAGUAAAAAUGUAUUUCAUAAAAAUUAAUGUUAUUACUUUCAAUAGAAUAUUGUUAUUGCUGGUUUACUAACGUAGAGGCUUAAAGUUUUGAUAUGUUACGUCACUAUUUAUAGAAAAACCCAAUAAUUUAAGGAAUCAUUCAUAUUCUC